Messenger RNA from Stylophora pistillata, 3838 nucleotides. Its product is annotated as coiled-coil domain-containing protein 25. Lineage: Eukaryota; Metazoa; Cnidaria; Anthozoa; Scleractinia; Pocilloporidae. The record is from RefSeq and is a predicted model, not a curated record.
CUUCCCAAAAGUUUAAGCUGGUUGUAAGUGCUUACAGAAUUAAUUCCUUGACACCAGGAUUAUUAGCGUAUGUUGACUAGUGUGUUUCUAGGUGCAAGGAAGGAGGGUAUGUUGGGUGUACAAGACCUCUGUCUCUAUUUGUGAAGACCUAAGGAAAGGCAACGACACCCGAGAGGAGACUGGGUUCAGCUAGUCCCAGAUUCACGAGGUUCUUUCGCAGACAUCUGUGCCUGGCUGUUUUUCGUCAAGGGAAGUAAACCUCACGCAAUGGUUUUGUAUUUUCAAAGCAAUGUUGUCUCACCGCCGUACACUAUUUACAUGGGCGCAGAUAAACAUGAAAACGAGGAGUUGAUAAAAUGGGGAUUUCCAGAGGAUGUUUGGUUUCAUGUUGAUAAGUUAUCAUCAGCCCAUGUUUACCUUAGAUUACGAAAGGGUGAAACUCUAGAUGACAUUCCUAUGACAGUUUUAACAGAUUGUGCACAGCUUGUAAAAGCCAAUAGCAUUCAAGGAAACAAGAUGAACAAUAUUGCUGUUGUUUAUACCCUCUGGGAUAAUUUGAAAAAGACAGCUGACAUGGAGGUUGGACAAGUGGGUUUUCACAUUAAUAAAGAGGUGCGGAUAAUUAAAGUAGAAAAAAGAAUAAAUGAAAUCGUGAACAGGUUAAAUAAAACAAAAGAAGAAAAGUUUCCAAACCUACGAGAGGAAAGGGAGGAGAGAGAUCGACUGGAGAGAGAAGAUGGAAAACAGAAAUUAAGAGAACAGAGACAGAGGGAAAAGGAAGAAGAGAAAAGAAGAAAAGAAGAAGCUGCGUUGAGAAGCUAUGACUCUCUGAUGGACUCAGGAAAGAUGAAAUCUAAUAAGGAUGCUGAAUCAGAUGAAGAUGAUUUUAUGUGAAGAAACUGAAAUGCUUAUUCUGUCAAUAUUUUGUAAACUUGGACAAGAAUAUAUAUUCUCCAACAAGGUGGAUGCACUGCACCUGCUUCUCUAUUAAAUCUAGAACCUGAAAGGAGUGUUUUUAAAGAGCCCCAAGGAAUAUUGUAUGUGCAGUAGUAUUCUAUGUUUUAUUUGGAAAGAACACAAGAAUUCUACUGUGGGUGAGGUCAAGUGGCAAGGUUGAUGACUGAAAGUGUAAACUGAACUCUACAGGAGACUAUAAACAUUCCAUCAUGGUAUAAAAGACCUUCACUAGAAGUUGUAUCUGUUUGCAGUAAAAUGGAAUUAAAAAAAAAAAUGAUAUAAAUAAUUGUUUGGUUGAGAGGAAGAAUCCAGGACUACCCCAAAUCACUUGGUCACACCCAUUACAAAUGGUAGAGAUGAUGGACUGGGUUGGGGAAGGGGUGUGAAGAAACCUAAUGCCUGAGGGUAGUUAACUGCUCAUGGCCAAAUAAUUCAUCUGGAAAUUCAAGAUUUAUAUUAAUAAUUUGUUAAUUUUUUUUCUUAUUAUUUUACCUCUUCAAUCUAUAUUCUCUUUUUCGUUUGUUGUCUUGGUACGUUUCAGCAGGCUUUUCUUUUUAAGGGUUGUGCUAUUCUAAACUGUUCACCAUUAGUAAAUACCAUACAGGUGAAAAGUGGUUUUACACAUGCUGAUUGCCUAGGAUCAUUCACAUUCAAGCAGUGGAGGAGAGACAAACUGCAGCCUAGAGUGGCUUGUGUACAAACCUUACGGUGGCCUGUGCACAAACCUUACGGUGGCCUGUGUACAAACCUUGCGGUGGCCUGUGUACAAACCUUACGGUGGCCUGUGUACAAACCUUACGGUGGCCUGUGGAAAUUCUCCAUGGACAGCUGAGAAUCCUGGAUCUUGGAUGAGAGUCGUGAGGUGAUGGAAGUAUUAAAGGGUUCAAGUCAUGAACACAACACAAAAGCUUUUCUGGGGCCAAGAAACACAUUAUGUUUCAUCGAAAUACCUUAAAUAUCGUCAGUUCUGUCAAGGCGGGAGAGGUUUUCCUCGAGUUUGAGGACGAAGAAGGAUGAAUGAAUGUCAUUUUGUCACGACUUUUCUCAAGGAAAGCGUCUGGCAGAGGAUGAGAUUAUCACUAAAUCAAAUAAUUCAAGGGAACAAGGAACGAGUUCAAUUCAGACUGACUGAUGCAGGAAUCAAACAAAGGCUGUGAUUCAAGUGAAUACCAUGAUCUAUUCAGAGGUAGCGCAUUUCUCUCAAGAAUACAGCGAGUUGGAGCCAAGUUAUUCGUUAAAAUCGACGUCUUCUAGAGCUAAACGUGAGCAAAUGUAAUUUCAUGAUUUUGCUGGACUCGAAAAAAAUUUUUUUUGUCGGCUAAUUAUUCAGGGCAUGGGCUGUUUAAAAGUGUGAAAUUUUCCCGCCAUAGUUUCUAUGGGCGCUUAUACUACGCAUGCGCCAAUUAUUUUGUGUUAUUCAGUCUGUAAGUAACAUCUGUUCAAAUGUGGCGAAUUUUCACGCCAAAAGACUUAAAAUACGCAUGCGCCAUUUUUUUUUUUUUUUUUAUCGAAGUCAUUUUGUAAAUAUACUUUAUCUUUAUUGUCUUCUUGUAUUAUUAAUAUACAAUAGACCACAAAAGUUUCAUUCAACAAAGUAUUUUAUUUGUUUUAAAUUCUCUACAAUCAAAUUAAUCAUUAAAAAGGUGUCUAGAAGAAUUAUUCGUAUAUAUAUUAAGACUUUUGGCGGGAAAAUCUGGACCAAUUUGCACAGAGUUUCCCUUGGCAUCAUUUCCGGCAAAAUUUUUAACAAAACUUCCUUUGAAAUUUCCGUGCGAAAAAAAUUGUGAAGUAAACGCCAAUUUUUCCUCUCAAAAUUCGAAAUAUUCUAGAAAAUGUCGCUGCUUAUUUUCCGAAGGAAAUUCUGACUCAACUAUGUUUUCUGAAUUUCAAUAUCUUUGCACGAGAUGGAGUGUGUGGAAGUUGUAAACAAAAAACAUCAUGGCAAGCUGCAGAAUUUGCUUACCUCAGAGUUCGAUUUUGAAACCAAACAAUUUCUUUUAAAUCCUAUGGCAUGCUAUGAUGAUUUUUCGGUGUAAAAUAUCUUUAAAGUCGUCAGUUUCCAAAUGUAACACAGGAUACAGGUUGAAAAGUACUUGAUCAUGAAAAAAGACUUACUAGAGCAUACUCCAAAUCCGAAAAAAAAGUUGGGCUCAAAGGGCCUUGAACUUAAAAAGCAAUUUGAAAAAUAGAAUUCUUUGAACACUCUUUGAAUUUGAACUUGGCCGAAAGAGCUCACACAUUCCACAAUUAGGCUCCAAGUUUGAGAAAUGAAAUGGUAUCAAUGUUGGAGAAGGCUCUUUUAAUUUGAUUUCAGCCGUAAAGGCUAAGACGUCUUACAAUUAGGCUCCAAAUUUCUUAAACCUAAUUUGAAAAUGAAACAAUAUUAACUCUUGAUUUUAGCCGCAAGAGCUAGGACAGAUAACAAUUAGACUCCAGGUUAAUUACGAUUCAUUUCUGCAACAAAUGGCUCUCGAAUAUUUGUUUUAUUUUAAGUAUAAAUUGAGUCUUAAAAAAAUUAAUUUUUUGGAAAGAUUUUUUGUUUGUGUAUUCCUGUGUUACACUGAGUUACCACACCUAAGAUCUUCCUUCCACUUAAUCUAAGGAGUAACUGAAGUAACUAUUUUAAAACCAAAUGCCUGGUCUGGAGAGCAACACGUCAUUCAUUUUUGCAAAUACGACUCAAUUUACAAGGUUAAUUGAGUUUACCUAAAAAGUUCGUAUUGAAGAAACAACUGUGUAUAAACCAGCAAAAAGUCAACCAUCGGAAUCCAAAAAUAAACCCUUCUGUUAAAAUUUCGAUAAUCUUACGAGAAUGUAUAUAUAUCUUAUUAACCAAGCGCGAGGGCCGAUAUUCUUCCAGUACGGUCCCGAGCAAGCUUGG